Eupeodes corollae is the source of this 4310-nucleotide messenger RNA. It is a transcript of the gene PEK, whose product is annotated as eukaryotic translation initiation factor 2-alpha kinase. Gene Ontology annotation, molecular function: protein binding; ATP binding; protein kinase activity. NCBI's taxonomy places the organism in Eukaryota, Metazoa, Arthropoda, Insecta, Diptera, Syrphidae. The coding region runs from base 268 to 3570 and encodes 1100 amino acids. The transcript has 4 exons. The record is from RefSeq and is a predicted model, not a curated record. Gene Ontology annotation, biological process: protein phosphorylation.
UCCGUGUUCUGUGCAAAAUCGUACUCGACUCUUCAGUUUUCUGAUUUGAGUGUUCAUAAAAAUUUCAUAAAAUUACUUUAAAAAUAUAAACAAAAAGUAAAUUCUUUUCGUUAUUCAUUGAUUUUCAUUGGCAAACGUCUAAUUUAAACAAUAAGUCUAUAAAGAAGUUAUGCAGGAGAGUGCUAAACAACAAAAGUUGAUGGGCGCUAAUCAAUUGGAGUUGCUGUCGUCGUUGCAAUCGUCGUCUUCAUCGUUUCAAAACAUAUCAUGGGAAUAUCAAAAUUACUAUCCGAUUUGGAUGUCAUAAGAAAUUAUCACAAAUCUAUUCUAUCACUGGCUAUGUUGACAUCAAUAGUUGCGGCUUCGGUUCUAGCUUCUCCUUCGAGUCAAGAAGGAUCUUCCAUUGAACAAUUGCCUUUUUGUGGAGAGCAAAUUGAUAGAACAAUUGGACGAAGGCUUUUAUAUAUAACAACACUUGAUGGUACACUAUCAGCUCUCGAUAUCACCAAAGGCGGAAAAGUUCGAUGGAGUGUGCCCACCGGACCAGGACCUUUAAUCUCAUCGAGUAUUCAUCGCUUAGAAUUGACUAACAAUGGACAAUUUGUCCGAAUGAUUCCUUCUCUAAGUGGAGGCAUUUAUAAGUUUGAUGGCGAUUCUAUUGACCCUAUUCCUAUAACAACAGAAAAUCUUUUAAGUUCGUCCUUUAAGUUUUCCGAUGAUUUGGUUAUUUCGGGAGGUAAAGAGACACGUUCAUAUGGAGUCUCAGCUCGUACAGGCCAAUUGCUAUACGAAUGUUCGAUGAAUGGCUGUGUAAAUAAUACAGAUUCAGAUUCCAUGAAAAAUGGAGGCAAAGAUGAUUCAAUAAAAACACCGAAUCCUGAGACUGAUCUUCUGGCCGAACAUGAUUCUCUUCUGGAUGAUGUGAUUGUAGUGCGACGACAAACUCAGACCGUCCGGGCAGUGGAAUCACGAACCGGUGUAGAGCGUUGGAACUUUAGUGUCGGACAGCAUGAGUUGGAUAUGCUCAAGAGUGCCGAAUGUCACGAUCGACAAUUUAGUGAACUUGAUAUGGCUGUUUUGGAUUUGGAAGUUAAAGUUAUAGUCCCAGAAGGCAUUGUGUGUGCUUAUAGCAAAUCAAAUCCAGGGAAUCUUUUAUGGAAACAUAAAUUUGAACAUCCGAUUGUAAGUGGUUGGCAAAUUGGCUCCAAUGAUAUGUUACAAUCAAUUGACUUCUUUGGAUCUGCACAAUGGCUUUGGAAUUCUGAUGGUAAAGAAUUUGAUCCACCUGCUUCCAUGCAUCCGUCAAUUUAUAUUGGAAUGUACCAGAAACAAUUAUACAUACAGGAAUCCGUUAGUCUUCGCAAUGAAAUUUUCGAUAAAUCAAAUCUAUUUAAUCAUCUCAUGAAUAAUGAAUCAAAGCUACCGAAAAUUCCUUGGAAACCUAUAGCAGCAAGUAGCAAUUCGUUGAUUAUUUUCAAUGAUAACAGUGCUAUAGCUAUCGAAAAUGAAAAAGAAGAACAAGAUUCAUUAACUACAACUACUGGCAAAGAAUUGGUUCCAUAUGAUGUGGACAACACUGCAGUUUCAGCACAAUCAGUUCUUUAUGCAUCUGAAUAUGUUAACGGAAAUGGUUUCUAUCUUUUUGUCCAGGAUGAAUCAUUAAAUCAAACCAACAAUUCUAUAUGUAACACAAGUUCCCAAACAACUCCAGUUACUUCUACACCAAACACUUCUUUGUCAGGACAAAACAAUGUCUCAGUAGUCGAUGAGUUUGGAUUCAGUUUCGAUGAUGUUGAUGCUCCUGUUAAAGUGGUCAUAAUAUCUCUUUGGUUCUGGUGGAAGGAAAUUGCUAUGAUUGUAUUUACCACAGCUGUGUUAGUUAAUUUCUUGCUGGGACCUCGACAACGUCCAGAAAGGGAAAUUGUGGUAAUCGAGCGUCAUAUUCCUGUCCCGACUGCAACUGAGGCCAUUGAAAUGCCAAUUACAAGAUCAGCUGCCAAUUUUUCUGGUCAACGAUCGUUUUCCGAAUCGACAACACACUCAGGAGAUCACUUUUCUUCUCGUUUCCAAGCUGAUUUUGACUUGGAACGAUGUCUUGGUCGGGGUGGCUUUGGAGUUGUGUUUGAAGCGAAAAAUAAACUCGAUGACUGCAGAUAUGCCAUUAAAAGAAUAACACUACCAAAUAAGAAGGAAUCUAGGGAACGAGUAAUGCGUGAAGUCAAAACACUAGCCAAUUGUGAACAUCACAAUAUUGUGCGAUACUUCCAGGCCUGGGUUGAAACACCUCCGCCAGGAUGGCAAGAAGAGGAAGACAGCAGGUGGUUAGCUAAAGGAAUGUCCCAUUCAAUUGAAAUUGAAACUCCUGAUGGAACAACACUGCCACCAUUUGAUGGCACAUCAGUCAACAAUAACAUUUCUACCAAAGAUAAAAAGAAACAUUUAGAAUCAUGGAUCUCGAGUGUAAACACAAAAUGCAGUGGCAUAAUAAAUGGACGAACAGAAGAUGAUAGCAGCUUCUUUGAUGAAGAAAACGAAAUAAUAGAUGAAGGAAGCGAAAAUGAAGACGAUUCGUGCAUUGUCUUUCGCUCAGAGAGUCAGUCCAUGGCAAUGAGAGAAGAACAAGCUUGUAGUGAUUCGAUUGCCAUAGAUAUCCAUUCACAUAAGUCAUUGUUUCAGAAAACCAACGGGAGAGUACGUGAUCUUGAUUGCAGCAAUUUAUCUGAUUCUUUUCAAAUUGAGUUUGUUCAUUCAGCAAAUGGCGAAACCAAUGGUGAUCAAACGGAGCCAAAUAUUCCAGAAGAUGAAAACUCUUUAAGGAAACGCAAGAGUAGUCUUUCUUUGGAUUUCAAUGGCCGCUCAAAAGCUUUAGUGAAUGCUAAAAAUGUGCCAUAUUCUUCGUCAAAAAUACAAACUAAAGUUUUUCUGUACAUUCAAAUGCAACUUUGUCGCAAAGAUAGUCUACGUGAUUGGUUGCGAGAAAACACAUCCGAAGCACGAGAAUUGCAAAUAAGGCCUAUAUUUGAGCAGAUUGUAGACGCAGUAGAUUACGUUCAUUUAAAGGGAUUGAUUCAUCGCGACUUGAAGCCUAGCAAUAUCUUUUUUUCACAAGAUGGGCAAAUUAAGAUAGGAGAUUUUGGUCUGGUGACCGAUAUGUCAGAAAUACCCAACUUAAUUACACCUUGCGGCGAUGGGACAGGGUUGCCACAAUGCGCCAAACAUACUCAACAAGUUGGUACCCACUUGUAUAUGUCACCAGAGCAACUAAAAGGACAGCACUAUGACUACAAAGUGGAUAUCUAUUCGUUGGGGUUGAUUUUCUUCGAGUUGUUGGUUUAUUUUUCAACAGAAAUGGAACGAAUUGUCACUUUGCGGGAUCUAAGAGAUGGCAAAUUCCCGCCUACAUUUUCAAAUAAAUUUCCCAUUCAGUAUGAAUUGCUAAAGUUGAUGCUUUCAUCUGUGCCAGCAAAGAGACCGCCAACUGAUCAGCUAAAGAGUCAAUUAAGCCAAAUGAUGUGGAACGGCGGCAGUGAUCCAACUGGAUUCCUAAGGCAAAAUAAACCGAUCGAGUGAUAAUGAAAAAUAAUGAAAAACAGUAAACAAAUCUAUUCAGACAAGAAAUCAAGAGAAUGCGAUACAUCUUCAAGAUCUAUUUAUCUGUUGAUGAAAAGAGCCAAUUCUACCUUUAAAACAGGAUAAUAUGAAAAUACAAGUUUUAUUAUCAGAUUCUUAAGUGUUCUCUCUCAUGUUGUCUCAGUUUUAUAGCCAGUUAGUUAUAAUAUAGCAAAUUAAAAAGUGAGAAGCAUUUUAUCCUAUAGGCUUGUAAACUUUUUAGAUAAGCCAUAUAGAAAAAACCUUAAUUCGAAGUCAGUUACGCGUUUUAUGGUUUGAUUGAGCAAAAACAGCUAGGACAUGUGUUUUUUUCUCCAAAAGAAAAAAAAAUGACUGCUAGGGCACGCAUGCCGCUUAUUGAAAAAAAUUUAACUUUUUUCGCAUGGUGCCUUACCAAGUAUUGAGUACUGGGACUUUUACUUAAGUUUUGUUUAUAUCGUAUCUUUUGUUUCAUCAUUUAUUUAAUUCGUUUUAUUCAUAUCGAAGUCCCAAAACUAUUUACCUUAUUAUUUAUCUUUGUGUACAUGUAUUAAAAAUAUUCAUUUUUUUAAAUGAAAACAGGAAGAGAGAGAGAGAUAAAAGAAAAAACACGAAAUUCUUCAAGACUAUUUUAUAAGCAAUAAAUAAUAACUGAACGAAAUAUAUAUUUAUAAGUUUUUAGUUAUAAGGAAGAAAAACAAUAAACAAACCACAUAGAUUAA